Molecule: messenger RNA, 738 nt
Organism: Striga asiatica
Lineage: Eukaryota; Viridiplantae; Streptophyta; Magnoliopsida; Lamiales; Orobanchaceae
Source: the annotation of a GenBank genome assembly
AUGGUCCAAUUUGAUUUUACAUUCAAACAAACGCAUCUCUCCCAUCUCUCUCUAAUGGAGUUUGGCAGAAUUCUUUCUUUCCUUGAACACAGCUCCAUUCUUGUCACUGGCGCCAAUGGCUUUCUAGCUAAGAUCUUCAUUGAGAAGAUAUUGAGGGUACAACCAGAAAUCAAGAAGCUAUAUCUUCUUUUGAGGGCGCCAGAUACUAAAACAGCCAUGUCACGUUUCAACACUGAGGUUAUGGAAAAGGACUUGUUCAAGGUUUUGAAAGAGAAAUAUGGGGACAACUUAGAUUACAUUAUUUCGGAAAAAGUUAGAGUUGUUGCUGGAGAUAUUACCUGUGAGAAUUUGGGUGUGAAGGACCAAUAUUUGUUGGAAGAGAUGUGGGAAAAAGUUGAUAUCGUGCUUAAUUUAGCUGCCACCACCAAAUUUGACGAAAGAUAUGAUGUUGCUCUUGGAUUAAAUACGCUGGGAGUUGGGCAUGUUUGCCAUUUUUCUAGGAAAUGCAAACAAUUAAAGGUGCUCGUUCAUGUAUCAACCGCUUAUGUUUCCGGUGAAAAGGAGGGGCUCAUAUUGGAAAGCCCUUACAAAAUGGGGGAGACACUCAAUGGAACAUUGGGAUUAGACAUUGAUGAAGAGAAAAAAUUAGUGGAUGAGACCCUAAAACACGUAAAAGAUGAGAAUCGCUCUGAAGACUUCAUUGCAGCAACUAUGAAAGACUUGGGAAUCCAGAGGUUA